Molecule: messenger RNA, 4648 nt
Organism: Helicoverpa zea (corn earworm)
Lineage: Eukaryota; Metazoa; Arthropoda; Insecta; Lepidoptera; Noctuidae
Gene: Ankle2
Product: ankyrin repeat and LEM domain-containing protein 2 homolog
Exons: 14
Coding region: 173-3160 (995 amino acids)
Biological process (GO): negative regulation of phosphorylation
Cellular component (GO): endoplasmic reticulum
Molecular function (GO): protein phosphatase 2A binding
Source: RefSeq, a predicted model, not a curated record
UAUCGAAAGAUAUCUGUCAAAACGUCAUCCGCCGUUCUCUCAAAGUCUCAACGCAUUUCAAUUUUCUGUUUCAAAAAACGCCCGAUUUUUUUUUGAUGUGAUCAAAACUUUAAAACAAAAUGCGCUGAAAUAGCGACCCUUUAACCGAUAAUAAAGUUACGAGUAUGUUUUUAUGACGAGCCUCGUUAAUAAGGAGACGAUUAUGUCGAAGGCUGUAAUUAUACCGGAGUGUAAUAAGGACAUCGGGGGUAUUAAAGAGGAGAUAUCUUUGUCUCCACCUGAAAAACGAGAUGGUGCAAUAGGUGGUUUGUUUAGUAGGCUGCUGCGGCUCGAUACGUUGAGCAAGAAGAGCAAUGCUCCCGAGAGCCCGACGUCUAUGGAACCACCGACCACCUACUAUGGAGUUUAUAUACCCAGUGAAAUUAAAAAAGGACCUGACGAAGAAGCACUGCACGUCUACAAGAACAAGUCUGAGGCUUUGGAGCUGGUGCGAAGAUACAAGGCGUCGAGGUUCAAGGCGUUCAGAAACCGACAGGAUGCCGUGUCUUUCGCUCUGCGGGGAGCAGAACCCACUGACACCACUGAUGGGAACGAUAGUUCGGUGAUGGGAGAGAAACCAUACCCGUUUAAGGCGCCUUCUCCGCAAGACAUGGUGGCGCUGAGGAAGGCGAUCGAGGCGGGGCUCUCCACCACUGUGCGAGAUAGAGUGUGGGACAACCCCAGGUUCCUCGUCAGCAGUGGCAACACGCCAGCUAUCAUGCAGGAAGGCUCCCGCUACAACGCAUUGCACAUAGCAGCCAAAGCAAUGAACGCUGAGAUCUGUAACCUAAUUCUGACGACGGUCGGCAAUCCCAUGUUUGUGCAGACCUUAUACGGCAUGGACGCUGAUGCUGACUCUUGUAAGGAAUUCGCAAGCAUUCUAGUGGAUCGUUACCUGAACACUCCUGAUAAGGCGAUCAACGAGACACCUCUGCAUUUCGCGGCUAAGUUCGGAGCGGAACAGGUAGUUGACGUGCUGACGUCAUUCCCGCAGUGCAACAGAAGUGCUGUCAAUAAGUAUGGAGAACAGGCUAAGGAUAUAAUCUGCAAGCGUGCAACAAACAGUUCCCCGGGUGUGCCAGCCCGUAUAGCUGCCAUGUUACGCGAGCGGUACUACGUGCCCGUACUACACAGCGAAGACGGUAGCGCUGUGCCCACUAUAGGCAAGGCGUUUACGCCUGCUGUGCCGCCGGAAAUAAACCGCGACCCUUUAAGCCCUCGCUACGAGAUCCGAGCAUACGCCGGUCCUAUGGAGGCUCGUGACGCGGAACUGUUCCGUCGUCGCUGGAAGACUCCGCCCCGCGCCCCCGCGCAGGGCUGUGCCCCCGGGCCCGCGGCGCCGCUGAUGCCCCACGCCAACUAUACCACGCACACCCCGGCGCCGCCCGCCAGUCCUAAGCCGCAGGCCUUUCGGCUUAAAGAGAUUACGAAGGGGCUUGAAACUGUUGGCAGGGAAUUAGCAGAAGAAAUGAAAGUUGGUUGGAAAGAGUACUGGCCGUUUCUAGACACGUUCACGGACUUACGCACACCUGAAGGGCUGACAUUACUGGAGAACUAUCUCAAGAACAAAUACGAGAGCGCUUGUUCCUUCGCGUACAGCGACAGCUGUGCUCACUCCCGGGUGCCUGAGGACCUGUCCCUCUCUCGCAUCAGCCUCUCCAUGUCACAGCUCAGCCCCUCAAGAGACUCCACCCUAAGCCCCAUGUCCGAACUCUGCGUCGCCAUGAAAUCCUGCAAAAUAUCCAACGAAAGACCCCCGCAUUGGCGAAAAACAGACCCUCUUAGGCAAAGACUUUGUAGGCAACCAGGAGCUAAGAUUGUGAAUGGAGACGCUCCAACUAUGAAUCAUACAGUCAGCCAGUUACUCUGUAUAGAGCGAACCUGCCAAGUAUUUGCCAAAAGAAUAGCGGAUGCUUUAACAUUCUCUCUGACUGCGGAACCGGAGACAGCUGGAGAUUCUCUCAAAUCCGAGUCCAAACAUCUCCAACACACAAUUUUUACAUACAUGGACGAUGAGAGAUUUAAAAACAUUGACUUUGCACUAAUACACUCGAGACUCGCACAACUAGUUGUGUACAAGUUAAAACAGCAAACGACUGAAUUGGAUGACAUUAAUCAUUUGUUGGAGUUCCUUGUAAAGUUACGGUGUCCGAAUGACGAUAUAUUUAGUUCUGACGAUGAGAGAAAGGUACCUAGUUAUAGGUGUCCUAGUAGAGUGAGGAUGACUCAUGUGAUCGACAGCCAUGUGAGGUGUUUAGCUAGCUUUAUUUGCGAAGAAUUGACGGAAGGGGAAAUAUUAAAAGCCCCAGCGAUGUCGGAAACGGAAUGUACGGAGCUAUGGCAGAAAGCCUCUAAAUGUAGGUGUGACUGGAAGAUCGAAGUGUUCGAACGAAACAGCAAGAAGAAUGCGUCGUUUAGGAAAAAUAGAUCUAUAUUGUCAACUAGUCCGAAGAGCGAGAGCUUUAUUAGAAGACUGACGUUUGAUCACGAUAUUGGUGACUGCGCUGAACAGAACAGCGAGGCCGAGCAGCCGGUGAGCGUGAACUCGCCCGCCGGCGACAGCGGCGCCGCGCUCUACACGCUCGACACUGCCAAGUGCCACGUCGUGCAUGCUGAGAUUUCGGAUGACGAAUCGGGGGCAUCUCUCAACUCUGAGGAGGAAUUCCACACGGCCUCCGAACACUCGGAUCUUGAAGAAGACGAUAUGGCUGAAGCAAGUGAUUGCGCGAAAGCCGAGCCUUUUAUAUAUGGUGAGGAGCCGUCGAAAGUAGACCGUCUAGUGUUCGACGCGCUGUACCAGUGCCAGAUAUGUCCCGAGCAGUACCCGCACGUGUACCGCUGGCGGCACAGCGUGGCGCUCUACCCGCCCGAGCAGAGGGACAAAUGGCAGCCAGCACAGACUGAAGACAGUAUGAAUGUGAGCAUAUCUCUGGGAGGCUUCAGCCCCGCGCCGCCCGCGCCGCGGCCGCGCGCGACGUGCUCCACGCCGCAGCGAGAACGCGACACUGCGCGGGCGCCGCCAUUGCAGGUGUCGACAUGGCUGCGAGUGACCGGGCCCAACUCCCCGCGGUCGGCGCUGGCCGUCAAGAACGCGAACCACAACGUGAGCUUCGGCUUCUGAGCGAUAACACACGCUCAAGCACAUACACACAUGUGGCCUUUAUCAAAUUAUACUAUGUAACAUCUUCACACAUCUACCAUUAUUCGCUAAAACUAAAUAGUGAAAAUCUCAGUAGUAUCGUGACAAAUUGAAAAUGUUGCAGUCACAACCAUUUUUCUCCUCUGACCUUUUCUUGGGCAGCAAAAAAAUUAAUAAGAAAUUUUAAUUAUUAAAAAGAAAUUGAAAUCUUGAAUGAAUGAAAAAUAUUUCCUUAAUGCUUUACUGUAUGAAUAUACCAUUAAAAAUGUAUGAUUUUGGUUUCUCUGUAUCUAUUUGUGACAUUCGUUUAUUUAAAUAUUGAAUUGAAUUCGAUAAUUACUGAUUUAAUGUUUAAUACUAGAAUAUUUUUUGAAUUGAAGAAUGUUUAUAUAUUUUGUUUAAUAACCGAGUCUGUGGUUAUGUGGAUUGGCGCUACUGUACUUCUUAUAGUUUAGUCACUUUGUUUAAGAGGUGCAACUUAAUAUUAUUAAUUAAAUUCUAUGUGACAUACUAAAUGCAUGUGAUGGCGAUGUCCUAAAUGCUCUAAAUUAAUCCACAAAGUGUAUGAACUAAACAUUAAUGAUUAUACUACAAGAAUGCCGUAGUUCAAACACUUUGAAUUACUUUAAGAUAAUAGGACGUCCUGCUAUUAUUCUAUUAACAUCACAAUUAUAUCGACCAUAGGCUAAGAAACCCAACUGACAUAACUUUAUAAAUAGAGUAUAAUACUAAAACUUAUAUUUUUAAAUUCUUAUUUACUUUCUGCUGAGCAGUGAAGUGCAGCUGACGCACGGAGCGUGCAAUCUGAUGUCGAACGACGUUGGUCAACGAAUGAUUAUGAUUAUAUACGAAAUAAAUGUUAGUUCUAGGAAAACACUCACACUAGCUCUCUUUAUUGUCUAUUCAAAUAUGUGUACUUUCUAUUACAAAUAGAAAGUUGUCUAUAAAUAUAAUAUUCAAUGAAUGAAGAGUUCUGCCGGCAUAAUUCUGAUAAAACAUUGCAAAUCUCAUAUAUUUUACGUUUUAUAAUGUUUUAGGUAAAGUAGUUUAUAGGUUUACAAGCGCAAUACUUACAAUUUCAUACAAUAUUUAUUAACAUUACAUGGAAUUAAAUAUUCGUUCGAAUAUUUUGUGAUUUUCUUAUCUUGGUUUGAUGCCGUAUGAAAACGUAAAUAUUGUGUUAUGAUUAUUAAACAAUGUUUUGAUGUUAUAGUUGCAUUUGUUCAUUAUGUCCUGUGUUAGGUGACAAUAAAGUUUCACUGCGUUGAUUAGCAUUUAAUGUAGUUAGGUUGCGACGUCGGGACUCGUGAAUGCCAAAAGCUGUGAGUUGUUCAUAUUACGUCUACGAAUGUUUGUACUUUUAUAUUUGAAAGAUACGAGAAAUUAGCUAUAAAAAGUAUGUUUUAUAUGAUAUUACGAAGUUUUAAAUUCACAUAGACGAUAGAUAAAUAAAUUAUGACUGGUUCUUUU